AUGACCAAGCUGACAUCUGACAUUUUUUUGUUACAGGAAACCAAGUUAAAUCCAGAGAAAGCACUGGAAUUUAAAAAAAUUUGUUACUUUUGGGAUGGUAUUUUUCAGGAGGCUCAUGGCUUGGCAAGGGGGCUUGGGAUCUUAUGGAACCCCUCUCACAUUGAGAUAAGUUGCUUUGCUUCCUCUGAUUUUUGGAUGGCAUAUUCUAUCAAAUGUAAAAAGUCAAAUAUAUGUUUUUUGUUGUUUAAUAUCUAUGGUCGAGUAAAAACUGAAGAUAAGCGUAAGGUAUGGUCAAAGGUGUCAGAAUUGGCCCUUAGUUUGGAUCUUGGAAAAGUUGUCAUGGUUGGGGAUUUCAACACAAUCUUGUGUGCAGAAGAUAAAUGGGGUGGCUUAAAGCUACCUACGAAGGUGGUGGAAGACUUCAAAGAUUUUGUUACUAUUUGUAAAGUGGCUGAUAUCAUCCCUAAGAAUGGUACUUUUACUUGGAAUAACAGAAGACGUGACUUUGUGAACAUUGCUGAAAGACUAGAUAGGUUCUUCAUUGGGGAAUGGUGGAUGUUAAAUCAUCAUUCAAUUGAUUCUAUUAUCGAACCUCAGUGUGGUUCAGAUCAUUACCUUAUAUCUCUUAACAUUGGGCAAGAUUUGGAGAGGCAUAAAAGUUACUUUAAGUUUCUUAGUAUGUGGUGGUUGGACCCAACACUUCUUAGUCACAUAAAAAAUUGGUGGUGUGAAAGUAAUGUUUUCUCAGGUUCCCCUAGCUUCAAAUUUACCAAAAGACUGCAAUUCAUCAAAAGAAGAUUAAAGGAGUGGAAUAACUCCUCCUUCAAAAAUGUUUUCGCUGAAAAAGCUCGGAUAGAAGGUGAAUUAGAAGUAGUUAACUCAGUCAUAAUGGCCCAUGGCAUGACAAAUGUGGAGUUUGAGGCUGAAAAGUCCCUCAAGGCUCAGUAUUCUGAUAUUCUGCGGAGAGAAGAAUAG
Cryptomeria japonica (Japanese cedar) is the source of this 975-nucleotide messenger RNA. RefSeq lists its product as uncharacterized. Bases 1 to 975 code for a protein of 324 amino acids. Lineage: Eukaryota; Viridiplantae; Streptophyta; Pinopsida; Cupressales; Cupressaceae. The transcript has a single exon. The record is from RefSeq and is a predicted model, not a curated record.